Penicillium waksmanii is the source of this 549-nucleotide messenger RNA. RefSeq lists its product as uncharacterized. The transcript is spliced from 3 exons. Bases 1 to 549 code for a protein of 182 amino acids. The record is from RefSeq and is a predicted model, not a curated record. Lineage: Eukaryota; Fungi; Ascomycota; Eurotiomycetes; Eurotiales; Aspergillaceae.
AUGGCUAUAAUCUAUGGUCAACAUCAAAAGCUUAGAGUGCUUUUCUCAAGACUUAUGCAUCUCUCUGAGCCUAUAGUUCGGUGGCUCAAAGAGCCUGGUGAAGGACUGCUAUACGAAUUGAUUCAGCUCCUUACAGAUAUGUCGUGUCUUGCUGCUGCUGUCGAUAGCGCCGACGUAAAUGAAUCUCUUGAUCAUCAAGCCCGUCAAUUGCUGCUACAUGAUUGCCUGGUAUUGGAAAUGCGUCAUCUGCAAUUCUAUGCCAAGAUCAGUGGAAAUGGCGAAGAUCCUCCUACAUAUAUGUCUGGAGAAAUAAAAACAGGACUUCCUGCCACAGAUGAGCUAUUUGGUCCCGCCUACAGAUUCCUUUCAGUUGGCGAAGCUAACUUGCAUAUGAUUCUUUGGACUUCCCUGUCUCUUCUAUAUCCAAUUAUCUUCCAGGCUUAUGCUGUAACAGAGAGUCGGACUGAUGACAUCCCAGAGCUUCUGCGCAUUGACGAUCAAUCUCCCCAGAAUUCAGAUGUCUUCCGUACUGUGCGCAAGAGGGAAUGA